UAACGAGUAUCCAAUCAAACGGUUUUUAUCUAAUCUACUAAAAUACAUAACAGGUGCACAUACUUUUGUGGGCAUUACUUUGAUAAUCCUCUUUAAAGAAUGAUCAUAAUCGCGAUUUCGAUAAUUGUGUCCAUAUUCACAACGAUUUUUUUACGAAAUCGAAAGUUGGGAAAAGAAAAAAUAUUAAACGUGUAUAGUUCCCCAGGAAAAUGGUACCUAAUCAAGUACUUAACAAUGCUAAUUCUCUUCCAAUUACGAAAUUUAUCCUCAAAAUUAAAACCUGGAAAAGCUGGAAUAGGAUAUGGAACGAAGAAGCUUGAGGAUAUCGAAAAAUUACAACCAUUAUCGCAAGAAAAAAAAGCGUUUGAUGCCGUUUUUUACCAAGGAGUUAAUUCUAGUGGUUAUUACUUCGCUGGUGGGAUUGAAAGGAGGCCCAACUCAAAAGUGAAUGGACUCGUUUACUUGUUAGUACCUGAACUUGGAUUACUCGAAAGCGAAAGUUUACCAAAAACCGAAUUAAAUGCGGAUGAAACGGAAAAUUCUUUUGCUGGAGGUGGAAUUAGUUUUACUCCUGUUGUACCAAUGAAAAAAUGGGAUAUUUAUUACAAAGGUCGUAUGUGGCUUGGACCUGAAUCUAAUAAAACUUGGUACAAUGUCGAAUUAAAAGCUGAAUUCACCUCGGAUAUGCCUCAUUUUGUUGUCGAUUCAGAUGCUGACAAAAAAUGUUUAGCGAGGGCAAUCGCCCGAGAAACUUGGACAAAAGAAUUUUUUAAAACCCUCGAAAAAUCGCAUCAAACUCAUUAUGAACAAAUGGGGAACAUUACAGGAAAAGUUAUCAUAAACGAGAAAGAACACAUUUUAAAUUUACAAGGAUUUAGGGAUCAUAGUUUUGGACAUCAGCGAGAUUGGACUUUAUUACACCGUUACAUUUUUCAUAUGUUGUAUUUGGAGAACGAUGUAAGAAUUUGCAUCGGUGUUAUUAGCCAACCAUGCACAAUUUCUCAUUUUGAAAUCGGUUACGUUCUCAAUCCUAAAACCAAGGAGAUUCACCCCGUUCAAAGGGCUGAUUUAAAAUUGUAUCAACACGGCGAAGAUGGUGAACCUCCUAAAAGUAUUGCGUUUACUUUUAAUGCAAACGAUGAUAAAUACGAUUGCAAAAUCGAUUAUUUACCUUACAAUGGUGUUCAUUAUAAAGGAAAUGAUAUCGAAGCAAAGUUAAUUGAAAGAUUUUUUGUUGGGGAGGUGAAUGGGGUUAAAUGUCGAGGUGUAAGUGAAUGGCAUUAUAAUAAUGUAGGUACAUAUACAAAGUAAAUUCCUGUUUUAAUUAUAAAAAUAUAUUUCUAACUAACUUCA
Onthophagus taurus is the source of this 1353-nucleotide messenger RNA. RefSeq lists its product as uncharacterized. The record is from RefSeq and is a predicted model, not a curated record. NCBI's taxonomy places the organism in Eukaryota, Metazoa, Arthropoda, Insecta, Coleoptera, Scarabaeidae.